Misgurnus anguillicaudatus (oriental weatherfish) is the source of this 1399-nucleotide messenger RNA. It is a transcript of the gene mettl18, whose product is annotated as methyltransferase 18, RPL3 N3-histidine. Gene Ontology annotation, cellular component: nucleus. Gene Ontology annotation, molecular function: protein-L-histidine N-tele-methyltransferase activity. NCBI's taxonomy places the organism in Eukaryota, Metazoa, Chordata, Actinopteri, Cypriniformes, Cobitidae. The record is from RefSeq and is a predicted model, not a curated record. Gene Ontology annotation, biological process: peptidyl-histidine methylation, to form tele-methylhistidine.
UAAUAACUGCUCGGUUACUUUAAUGGGAAUUAGCGCCCAGUAAUAGCAAAGAAUUAUGGGAAUUGUAGUAUAAUCCAUGUAGCUAUUCACACACGUGUUUUGGCUGCAUGCAAACAUGGCAUUCAGUUUUAACUUCGAUAUUCCAUUAAAGACAGAAGAAACCACUGAUAAAGAAACCAUAGACGGCGAGGCAAAAGAUGUAGUGACUAAAUGCUCGGAAGCCAGCACAACAGUCCCAAAGAAACUGAAGGACGCGAUUGAGCAUAAACCUUUGCUGGAUCCACUGUCACAUCUUGAGAACUGGGUGUCUGAAACCAUCACCAUUGGUGCACUACCGCCCUUGUUAUGUCUCAAUGAAUCCGUGUUUGAGAAGACUGCAUCUGAACGAGAAGACAGUGAAGAGAUACUGGCCAAGACACGGACUGAAAACUCUGACCUCAUCACCGGAGUCUAUGAGGGUGGACUUAAGAUAUGGGAAUGCACUUAUGAUCUUCUUGAGUACAUUGAUGAUGAGGGAGAGACCUUUUCUGGAAAAAGAGUGUUGGACUUGGGUUGUGGAGCAGGGAUACUUGGCAUACUAGCAUUAAAGAGGGGAGCCAGGAAAGUUGACUUUCAGGAUUAUAACAGCACAGUGAUAGAGCAGCUGACAAUACCAAAUGUGUUCCUUAAUUGUGAAGAUGAUAGUGAUGAUGAAGAGACAGGAGAGAAGAAUGGCAGCCCACCACCUAAGAAGAAAGCACAGACAUCACUAAUAGACUGUUGUGGCUUCUUCUCAGGGGACUGGAACUCUUUUCUCACACUUUUGCAAAAGAAAAAUCCUUCACCGAAAUAUGAUAUUAUAUUCACAUCUGAAACCAUAUACAACACAGACUACUACUCAUCUCUUCACAGUGUGUUUUGUGACCUGCUUGCUGAGAAUGGCACUGUUUAUUUGGCAACCAAGUCUCACUAUUUUGGAGUAGGGGGUGGCCUUAAUUUGUUUGAGAAGUUUGUUGAGCAAAAUAAUGUUUUUCAAAUGAAACAUUUAAAAGAUGUAGAACAGGGUCUGAAAAGACAUAUUGUGUCAUUGACAUUUAAAAAGUAAACAUUGUGAUCUACUUGUAGGGCAUUGGUGUCAGUUUGCAGUCCUGAAAGGCCAUCGUCUCAAACACUGGACAUUCAGUUUGAUGAAGGGCCUUCAUUUGGCAAUGACAUGAAAGAAGUUUAGCAAAAUCCUCAUUCAUAGUACAUUAAACACUUUGUUUAUAGCUUUACAGAGGAUUUUCAUUAGGGUUUAGGGUCUAACUUUCAUAAAAUCAAGAUAAACUGCAACAUGCAAUGUUCAAUCUGUAAUAUAAAGUACACUGUAUUUACUUAAAGCACUUCACAACUAUCAUAAAAUAAAGUGAAUGUGACAGUA